Bombyx mandarina (wild silkworm) is the source of this 864-nucleotide messenger RNA. RefSeq lists its product as uncharacterized. The record is from RefSeq and is a predicted model, not a curated record. Gene Ontology annotation, cellular component: nucleus. Lineage: Eukaryota; Metazoa; Arthropoda; Insecta; Lepidoptera; Bombycidae.
GUGAAAAUAAGAAAAGAGUUGCGAAUUUUACGACUGCCGAAACGGAACUUUUAACGACGUUAGUAAAAAGAUAUUCGAAUGUGUUAGAAAACAAAACAACAAACGUUGUAAACAAUCAAUUAAAAGAAGGAACAUGGAAAAAGCUCGCAGAAGAUUUCAAUAGCUCUUCUGGAAUGUGCCUAAGAGACGCGAAAACUCUGCGGGCUAAAUACGAAAAUUUAAAAAAGACCUUAAAACGAAAAUAUAGUAACCAUAAAAGAAGCCUUUAUUGCACUGGAGGUGGCCCUGGACCAUCGCAGGCUUUAAAUCUAACUCAGGAAGAGGAAAUAAUAAUGGAGCUUGCUGGGCCAAGUGUGGAAGGAUUGUCUCCACGAUUUGAUUGUGAUAAGAUACCAGAAUGUAAAGAAACAAUUAUAAAACUUCCAGUGAGUAGUGAAGUAGAAGAUAAUCCCGGAAAGGAAAAUAGUCUACCGACUGAUGACUGCAGUGUGAACAUGAUGGACAAAUUUAAGUUGCACAGCCAAGACACAGCUCCAGUUUCUAUCAGUUAUUCAGAAUGUACCCCCAAUCGAUUUAUUCUGAAAAAAAAACAGUCAACACCGUUACGAAGAAAUCCAGAGAGUUUGAAGAGCACAAUGGAAAAUUAUGGUGACUUGUCACAAAAAAAAAAGGAUCUAGCUAUUGCUCAACUAAAACACUUGGAAGAAAAAGCAAAACAAGAUAAAAUAGAACAUGAACUUAGAUGUGAACAAAUAAGGGACAAAGCCCAACAGGAAAAAAAAGAACAUGAAUUGAGAUGCGACUUGUUAAUGUUAGAAAUAUUGUUGAAGAAAAAGGAAUUAAAUAAAUAAAAAAUAAACACUA